Molecule: messenger RNA, 693 nt
Organism: Trichoderma atroviride IMI 206040
Lineage: Eukaryota; Fungi; Ascomycota; Sordariomycetes; Hypocreales; Hypocreaceae
Source: RefSeq, a predicted model, not a curated record
GCAGAUGACGACAGUGACUACGAGUAUGAGCGCGCCAGCUUCAUAUACCGGCCGCUCUCCAGAUUGCCCACGCCACCGCCGACCUUGAACAAGCCGUCAUUCGCAGACCAAUCGCUCGAGGAUGAUGACACGCUGAACCCGCGAUAUCGAGGUCCCGCCAUCCAUCUCGUGAAUCUGAUUCCCGCAUCGGCGUCGCUGGCGAGCGCCUCGGUGCCCUUUGUGCAGGCCAUGCUCUCGCGGGCCGAUCUCUCCAUAGAGGUGCUGGCGCUGGCGGUUUGCAUCCUCGACAGCCUCGACACCAAAUUUGCGCGAACAUGGCGGCUCUCAUGCCCGCUCUCGUGUCCGAUGCGCUCCAACGAUGACGAUCUGGACUCGCUAACCGUGACAUCACCGGCCCUCGUCAAGCGACACUCACUGCCUUUGACACCGCGCGACGCUCCCCGCCAACAGCUUCACAUCGACUCCGUGCGUCCCGAAAUCAUCAUCCUGGCUGCCCUGAUUAUUGCGGCAAAAUUCACGCAGGACUCGCAGCAGCCACCGGACUUUUACCGUCUUGCAUGGGGCCGCGGCCUAUGGUCAAACCAUCAGCUCAACUUGACGGAGCUGCGUAUUCUGGAGAGCCUGGACUACCGCAUCUUGCCGCUGUACGACGAUGACUACCUCACGGACGCCAUGGUGGACAUGCAACUCGCU